CGCUAGCUGCGGGACUCCAUGUCCCAGGCUGCUCGGCGGCACGGCGGCGGCGGGGAGCAGCCGCCAUCUUGGCAGUCCGGACUCCCGCCGGAUUGAAUGAGCCCGCGGAGCCCGCCCGCGCCGCAGCCUCCACUUCAGUGAGGGAGUCCGAGGCAGGCCGCCGGCCCCCGCCCCGCUAUGGCCACGCCGCUGUCCGGCCGCAGUGCGGCCUCGGGCCUCGGAACCGGGACGCCGCUGUCGCCCGCGCGUAUCUCGCGGCUGCAGGAGAAAGAGGAGCUGCGCGAGCUCAAUGACCGCCUGGCGCAUUACAUCGACCGCGUGCGCGCGCUGGAGCUCGAGAACGACCGGCUGCUGCUGCAGGUGUCCGAGAAGGAGGAGGUCACCACGCGAGAGGUAAGCGGAAUCAAGGUCCUCUAUGAGUCAGAGUUGGCUGAUGCCCGGAGAGUCCUGGAUGAGACUGCGAGGGAAAGAGCCAAGCUUCAGAUUGAAAUAGGAAAAUUAAGAGCAGAACUUGAUGAGGUCAAUAAAAACUGUAAGAAGAAGGAUGGAGAUCUGACUGUUGCCCAGGGCCGUGUGAAGGACCUUGAGUCCCUGUUUCACCGGAGUGAAGCUGAACUUUCUGCUGCCCUGAGUGACAAACGGAAUCUGGAAAGUGAUGUUGCUGAGCUCAGGGCCCAGCUCGCUAAGGCAGAAGAUGGUCAUGCUGUGGCAAAAAAGCAAUUGGAAAAGGAGACACUGAUGCGGGUGGACUUGGAGAAUCGCUACCAGAGCUUGCAGGAAGAGCUAGACUUCCGGAAGAACAUAUUUGAAGAGGAGGUACGAGAGACUCGCAAGAGCCACGAGCGCCGUUUGGUAGAGGUUGAUAGCAGCCGUCAGCAGGAAUACGAAUUCAAGAUGGCGCAGGCCUUGGAGGACCUUCGUAAUCAGCAUGAUGAGCAAGUGAGGCUCUAUAAGUUGGAGCUGGAACAGACCUACCAGGCCAAGCUGGAGAAUGCCAAACUGUGCUCUGACCAAAACGACAAAGCAGCCAGCGCAGCUCGGGAGGAGCUGAAGGAAGCCCGCAUGCGAGUGGAGUCUCUCAGUUACCAGCUCUCCAGCCUCCAGAAACAGGCCAGUGCAGCAGAAGAUCGAAUCCGUGAGCUGGAAGAGAUUUUGGGUGGCGAGCGGGAGAAAUUCCGCAAGAUGCUGGAUGCCAAGGAGCGGGAGAUGACAGAGAUGAGGGACCAGAUGCAGCAGCAGCUGACUGAGUAUCAGGAACUGCUGGAUGUCAAGCUUGCCUUGGACAUGGAAAUCAAUGCAUAUCGGAAACUCCUGGAAGGAGAGGAGGAGAGGCUGAAACUGUCCCCUAGCCCAUCAUCCCGAGUCACAGUGUCCAGAGCUACCUCCAGCAGCAGCAGCAGCAGCACUUCUGCCAUCCGCUCUUCUCGAAGCAAGAGGAAGCGCGUGGAGUUGGAGGAGCAUUCAGGCAGUGGCACCAGCGGCAUCGGUACUGGCAGCAGCGCCAGCAGUGCCAGCACUAGCAGCUUCCAGCUGUCGCAGCAAGCCUCUGCCACGGGCAGCAUCAGCAUAGAGGAGAUUGAUUUGGAGGGGAAAUUCGUACAGCUCAAGAACAGCUCUGAUAAAGAUCAGUCUCUGGGGAAUUGGAGGCUAAAGAGACAGAUUGGAGAAGGUGAAGAAAUUGCCUAUAAAUUUACUCCCAAGUAUGUUCUUCGGGCUGGGCAGACUGUCACGAUCUGGGCAGCAGAUGCUGGUGUGACUCAUAGCCCACCAUCUGUUCUUGUGUGGAAGAACCAGAGCAGCUGGGGCACUGGUGGAAAUUUUCGAACAUACCUGGUCAACGCAGAUGGAGAGGAAGUGGCAGUGAGAACAGUGACUCAGUCACUAGUUGUGCAAGAGAAUGGGGAGGAGGAAGAGGAGGAGGAAGAAGCAGACUUUGGGGAAGAAGACCUUUUCCACCAACAGGGAGACCCCCGGACGACCUCCAGAGGCUGUUCAGUGAUGUGAGUGCCCACCACUCACUUUCCUUACCCAGCUCCUGCCUUUCCUCAGAGCCGCUGAAAACUAUUUUUGUAUCAUUGGAUUUCUUUAUUCCUUGUUACAUUUCUAGAGAUUUUUUAACCAAACUGCCAGAAUUUUUGAAUGGAUUUCUCUUCCUUCCUCCUUCCUGGGUUGGGCGUCCCCUUCCCUGAACUUUAGGGGUCCCUGCAACACUACUAUCCAACUACUGCAUUUCCCCCCAUUUUAGCAUUGAGUGAAUUAGAAAUUUGCAGACUGGUAAAUCUUAUCAAACUGAAACUAGGCUUUUUUUUUGCAGGGGUGGGGGGAGGUGGGGGUGGAGGGUAUAGAUUAAUAAACUUGAGUUACUGCCCUGGAAGUUGUUCGUACCUGAUGGUGGGUGAAUUCCUUGGCAAGGAAUCAUGAAAUGAGAAAUUAUCUCCACCCCUACACACAUACCCCAGGCCCCUCCAGGAGUGGCCACCAGCUGUGAAGAGGGCACAAGAUAUUUUUUAGUGUUUUUUAUCAAAUCUAAAGUUGAGAUUGCCACGUUGCCUUGGUGGCUGGGGGCCUGCAGAUGCAAGCUUUUUGCAACAUGACCCAUCAUGUACAAAAUUAGCUGAAUAGAAUAUUGAAGCAAA
Phascolarctos cinereus (koala) is the source of this 2636-nucleotide messenger RNA. RefSeq names its product lamin B2 (gene LMNB2). The record is from RefSeq and is a predicted model, not a curated record. Gene Ontology annotation, cellular component: nuclear lamina; nuclear envelope. Gene Ontology annotation, molecular function: structural constituent of cytoskeleton. Lineage: Eukaryota; Metazoa; Chordata; Mammalia; Diprotodontia; Phascolarctidae. Gene Ontology annotation, biological process: nuclear migration; protein localization to nuclear envelope; nuclear envelope organization.